Molecule: messenger RNA, 1230 nt
Organism: Trichophyton benhamiae CBS 112371
Lineage: Eukaryota; Fungi; Ascomycota; Eurotiomycetes; Onygenales; Arthrodermataceae
Exons: 2
Coding region: 1-1230 (409 amino acids)
Source: RefSeq, a predicted model, not a curated record
AUGCAGUCAUUCCUAAAGAGAGGACUCUCGUCACUCUCUCUAUCGGCAUCUUCGUCUCGGUCGAAUCUAACUACAUCAACUGAUGGCCAAAUUAAUGAUAUUCCGGCUGAAGCGGAUGCAGAUAAUGAGCUGAAAGCGGAGACGCAGAUAACUUUUACCACCGCCAGUGAAGAUGUGCUAUUCCCCAAAGUCCGACCUGAACUAGACGGAGAAGAUUGUGACAGAGAUUGCGCAAGCUGUACGAUCCGGUACCCUGCGAAAUUUGUUGUGGACUUGGAAGACAAAUUAUACGGGAACGUCGCAGGAUGGGCAACCCACGUCCUUAUUGCGACGGGUAAGACAGAUUGGGUUCGAGAUGUCGCCGACGAAAAAGGCAGCGUUAUGGAAGCUGUCGAAAAGAGUGGGGUGAAGCCUGUAAAUGGAACACUCAAACUAUCCGCCUCUAAUAUGCCAGUACCGGAUGAAUACCAUAUGUAUCCCGAGGGAGAGCAACCGACAACAGCCUUGAUAUUACCUGCAUUUACGAUAGUGGAGAAUGUCACACCCGCGCUUGCGCCAGACCUGAUUCACCACUUCAUCGAUAAGGCUGCCACAACGACCACACCGCUGAAUCAAUCGCCACUACCGAACAACACUCCCAUGGUAGAUACAGAGCCAAUUGAAGACGCAGAACGAGGAAGCCAGCCCUCCUCUAUAAGUGGGAGCAACGCAGAUGGAGCUCAUGAUGUGCCCGCUGCUCCUAAGAUUCCCACACCUCUUCUUUCUCGGCCCUGUCCACAUGCAGCGGUGAUACUGCUCUGUUCACAGCGUACCCGCGACGCACGAUGCGGCCAGUCAGCUCCCCUCUUACGACGUGAGUUUGAACGCCACUUACGUCCACUGGGCUUGUACCGGGAUCUUCAUGACGAAAGGCCAGGCGGGGUAGGUAUAUACUUCAUCUCGCAUGUGGGAGGACACAAAUACUCCGCUAACGUGAUGGUCUAUCGGAGGAGAGAUUUUGAGUGGUAUAAAAAAGAGGCGCAGAGAAAAGGCCAGGGAGAAGAUGACGAUCGCGGCGAUGGGAUUGAUGGUGGUAUCGAGGGCGCUGUUCAGGGCAUAUGGCUUGCCAGAAUCCGUCCAGAAGACUGUGAAGGUAUCAUCAAGUACACUGUGCUAAAGGGCAAGGUUGUUAAACCUGAUACGCAACUGAGGGGAGGUUUUGAUCGAGAACGGGGGCUAAUCAGCUGGUGA